Messenger RNA from Moneuplotes crassus, 1828 nucleotides. The record is from the annotation of a GenBank genome assembly. NCBI's taxonomy places the organism in Eukaryota, Ciliophora, Spirotrichea, Euplotida, Euplotidae.
AUUUUGGUAAGUUAAAAUGUCAAAGUUAAGCCUGGAGAUCUCCAAAAAGCGAGGAGCCGCCUACAAGGACUAUCCCUCAAGGAAUAAACAUUUAGAGAAAAAGCUGACUGAACUUUCAGAUAAUUCUUAUCUAUCCCAAGCAAUCGAGCAAACCUGAGAUAGCAAAAUUAGAGCUCUAUCUGAAGAUUAUUGAGAAGGCAGGAAGAAGCUUAAUGACAAAAACCUUGUGCCUAACAUUGACCCAUAUAUUGAAAAAUAGCUCUAAAUUCUUACAAAAAUCGGAAACCAACGAGAAAUUAAAAUUUAUUCAGAAGAACUUAAGCAAUUUACGCAAGACAGGAGAAAGCAGAGAGGAAUAUGAGAGUUCUCUCAAUUUGCUACUCCAGAGCCAGAACAAUACACAUGGAAGGAAUGCAGCCAAUACUUAUGAAGAGCGAGUCAAACUCUUUGAAACAGACAUUGAAGAGAAAAAUAAAAAAGCAGAAGACUUCGUAAAGAAAAUGAAGGAAGAAAGGCACAAGAGAGACCAAAAGCGUCGAAAUGAGCAAAAGAAGCUGCUCAGUAAGGUUCUUAAAGGUCAGGAGCAUUUUAAAGAUAUCCAUAAGACCAAGGAAAAUGAAAAAUCCCUUGAAAAAGCUAAGCAAUUAAAGGACAUCCAGAAGAGAAGGGAAAUGAAAUAAGUCUGAAAGAAUCCUUAAAAUGAAAGAGUGGAAGAAGAAGGAAAAGGAGUUACAGAAGAAGCAAUAUAGUUACAUCCUAAGUGAACAGAAAUAUGAAAAGGACAUCGUUCUUCCAGAACUCGAGAAGUAUAAGGAAGAAGUCAGGAAAAAGAAGGAAUAUUGUAAGCCGAUUGACCCAACAGAGAUCAAGCAGCAUGAAAAGAAGUAUAUGGACCUCUUAAAAUCUCUUAAUGAUGAAAAGAAGACAAAAAGAAAGCAGUGGUACAAACAAAUCGGGUAUGGAGAGUACGACGAAAAUAAAUUCAAGAACAAACUUCAGCUAAAAUUCCAGGAAUAUGAGAAAGAGAAAAUCUUAAAAGAGGAGAAAGAAAAGCAAGAGAAGAUGGAAAAAUAGACUCAAGGCAGAGAAAUAUGCUAAGUUUGUUAAGGAAAUGCAUUGGCCAAAAGUAUCCCUCAUGAAGAAGAAAGAAAUGGACAAUCUAAAGGAAAUUACCGAUAAUAAAAGGUCUCUAGAAAUCAGACAAUCACUAAAUACCUCUUCAAAUUCACAUCUGAUUAGAGGAAAGUUGUCUUCAAAUCGUAGUGAAAGGAAUCAUUUUAACCAAAAGACAGAUUAUUUGUCCAUAUCAAACCCUACUCUGUCUAAUCUCAAGAAGAAAGCUAGAGACUCAAAGAGUAGUUAUUCUAUCAUCAAAGCCCCUAAGAGGAAAUGGAAGGAAAACAACAUGAUACCGAAACCACCUCCAAAAAGGGAACCCCAAGUUGUAGAUUACUUGUUGAAGCAAAGACAAAAGAGGGAGAAGUCAUCUGAGGCUGGCCGCUAUCGUAAGAUUAGGACCCCAUACCUAGACAUAAAGGAUAGCUCAACUGGUAGAAAUGAUAAACAGAGAGGAUUCUUCAACAAUAGCUCCUUUGACAGCUAUGGCUUGUCCAAAGGAAAUCUAACUAUAGAUAAAGGGGAAGAAAAAGCAGAACAAUUUGAGAAAAUUGGACAGAUUAGAGAAAAAGCAAGGAUGAUUGAAAGAGAUGCUAGCAGGAAAGAGCAGCUGCUCAAAUUUCAAGAUGGCUCCAUUACUGAGAAUGUGGAUGUGAACGAUUUGUACAUUGACGCCAUCACAGCUAAAUUACAGAUUCUAGACAAUUUGUAG